This is a messenger RNA of Anopheles marshallii, 285 nucleotides long. Its product is annotated as small ubiquitin-related modifier 3-like. The coding region runs from base 1 to 285 and encodes 94 amino acids. Gene Ontology annotation, cellular component: nucleus. The record is from RefSeq and is a predicted model, not a curated record. Gene Ontology annotation, biological process: protein sumoylation. Gene Ontology annotation, molecular function: ubiquitin-like protein ligase binding; protein tag activity. The transcript has 3 exons. Lineage: Eukaryota; Metazoa; Arthropoda; Insecta; Diptera; Culicidae.
AUGGCUGACGAAAAGAAGGUACUUGCGAAGGGCUCGGAGACCGACCGCAUCAACCUGAGAGUCCUGGGACAGGACAAUGCGGUGGUACAGUUCAAAAUUAAAAAACACACACCACUUCGCAAGCUUAUGAACGCGUACUGCGACCAUGCGGGUCUUCCGAAGCAGGAAUUGCGCUUUCGAUUCGACGGAUUCCCAAUCGGGGAAAAUGAUACCCCGACAACACUGCACAUGGAGGAAGGUGACACAAUCGAAGUCUACCAGCAACAGACCGGAGGCACGGUUUAA